UGUUUAUCCCUUGCUAGGUAAUAAACUGGGUGAAGAUAUAAUGGCUUACAAGACUACUUCUUUCAGGACUUCUUUUACUGUAUUCAAAUGCAAAUUGGUAUCAUUCGUAUCCGACGUAAGAUGCCAUUCUUUUCCUGGUUUACAGCGUGGUUCCCUUUGUCCUCUUACAACAGGUCUGUGAACCAUGCUGAUCCACAGGUAUCAAAUGAGACUUAGUGCAGGUACGACAGGUUUGACUUUGAUGGAAAAGAACUGAUAACUUUUUUUCCGUAUUAAAGCAUUGUUUGAGACGAACACGAGGAAUGUGAACUGGGUUGAAUUUACAAGGAAGAGAUAACGCUGAAUUCGUUGAUAAUUCUAGUAUUUUGUCCCAUUUACACACGGUAGACUUAAAAUAAUGUGUCAAGCGAGUAACUACAUGUACAUUUCUUCCCAAAUGUACCCAAAUGUAAAACAAAGGCGCUGAGAUCACUCGUGCACCGAUUCGGCCGUUUUAAUUUCAGUUGUACUGCGUGUGAAAAUGUCGGGCGUUCAAUGAAUUCAACGUACUUAUGAUCAGCGGGCUCAACCCCCAUGAUACAUUAUCAAACGAUAUGAGGAAGUUAAAAUUCUUAUCACAAUUUUCUUUUAUUGCUUGGACAAUUAUUUUUUUCUUUCAUUUUUAUAUAUAUUGACUAAUUUACUAAUAAAAUGUGCCUUUUUAACUAACUAGAAUAUUUUAAAAAAUGAAAUAACCAUCCAAAAAACAAAAGCAACCCAUUUACAAAAAUCAAUAAAAGGUGAGUAGACUUUUAUUUAGAGGGAGUUAUUAUAUAUAUAUUGAUAAUAUUUUGAUAAAUAUGAGAGAUAAAUACAUCCGAGGUCUAUCUAGAUGCAUCCCAACAACGGUCACAUCAGUUCAUGUGGUUCCAGUCAUCACCGCGUGUAUAUACCUGAUAACAAUUGGCUUUGUUUGCACAGUCUUUGUCCUGGGCUCGUGCUGAAUCAUCACCUGCACUGCUACACUUUUCACAUCAUACGACAGUGACUCCUUUGGAUGAUAGUAUAUAAAACAAGAAAUACGAUACUUCACAGGAGAGCAACUCAGUAAAAUACACACGUAACAACAGCUUCACGGAUUAAACAGUAAAUUAGACGAACUCACAUGAAAUGACAGAUGCAUCAUGACGUGAAAGGACCACUUUUCAACUGUGACGUCAUAAAAAAGUCAAUAUAACCUAGGCAAACGUCACUAACGAUAUGGCACGACCUAUUAAUAAAAACUGAAUAUCAAAGGACAGAAUUUCGAUAUAUAGUGUUGACGGAUAAAACUAUCAAAUGUGAUAUAACAGUAGAAAAAUUAAAGGAAAUUUAGGAAAUCACUAAAUUCUAUACAAAACGAACAAAACAAAGUCCUAAAAUAGACACUUUAUGAGACAUGGUUUUCAUUGACGACGACUAUAAUAUCAUUACGCCAGCUAUUUAUCUUAUUUCAAUAGUAACAUGCAUAUUUUCACUGCUUGGCUGUUUUGUCAUUUUUGCCACUUUUUUCUUGUUCAAAGAAACUCGUUCUUCUUCUCGGCAGCUCCUGCUUUACCUGUCAAUUGCCGAUUUCUUAGUGUGCAUAAGUAACGCGACGGGUGCAUCUUGGGCGAUGUAUAUGACGUCACGACCGAACAUUUCUAACGUAAACGUGACAUCUGAAUGCGAAAAACCUAGCCCAGUUUGCGUAGCUCAGAGUUUUAUAGGGACCACUGGGUUAAUUUCGUCCUUCAUCUGGACGAUAAUCAUAGCCUGGGAAGUCAGAGAAUCACUUCUGAAAAAUUCGCCAAGCUGGAUGGAUAGGUUUCAAUGGAUAUUGCACGUCAUCGCAUGGGGUGUUCCACGUAAGUGUUUAGUUUUUAAAAUUGUUACAUUGUCCUUCAAUCCAAGGAAGACUUUCUGUGAUCUACUGGUAUCCAUGAGUAACUACAAGUAUCUACACAGAAAAAAGACCUGUGGGUGAGAUUAAAGUGAGAAAACCGAUGUUAACUUUUAUUUGAGCGUGUUAUAAGUGGUUAAAUAUUGUGUUAAAACCAAAAACAGUUCGAAAGCUCUUAAGCAACCAUAUAAAAUACAGCUGAUCUACAUAUAUUUAUUCAUUCAUACAAUGCACAUGUAUGUUAUGCAGCAUUUUCAAUAUCAGAUAUCAUUAAGAGAUUAAACAGAAUUCGAAAUGUAUGCAAAUGUUAAUUAAUUUAGUUAUAUAUUCAUAAAUAUUUCAAUUAUAAAAUCAUUGAUUGCCGUUCUGCAGUCACCGUGACCGCCAUAAUAGCCCGAUACCAGCGCCUCGGUUUCAUCUACUCCCCAGACCGCAGUAUAGGGGGCACUGCAUUCACCGCAGGAUGGUGCUGGAUUAAGAUCUGCCAGGCAGACUUCGACCGACAUGACCUAGGUUUGUGAUCUUCAAUGACGUAGCCUACUAUUUGUGGUCUCUGAAGGGAGUUCAUUUAUUUUUAAAGAAUUAGCCCUUUGAACCAGGGGUGAGGGGAGGACUUACGUAGGCCUACACAUCGACAAGUUAAUAAAGUUUAAAUGGCAUAUGGCUUUCAGGUUUAAUGGUGGGACUACCUCUGGCAGCGGGUAAGGUUUGGGAAAUCUUCGUCUACUUCACCGUGCCGGUAAUUUACACUGCGCUUCGCUGGAAUCUGAAAUCCACGAUCCGCCAAACAGAAUCUAUGUACGUGGACCGAGCUACUCAAGACGCCGUGAGUCGGGCUGACCGCGUCAUGAAAGCCAUUCCUAUCAUUUUUAUAUUCUUACGCAUUUGGGGGACCAUACGAUUUGUGGCUAACAGCUGCUAUUGGGCAGCGUAUGGGGUAGUGGAGAAUCCUACAUUCCACACUGUCGUCAACGUGGUAUUAGCAGUAUUUCAGGCAUUCGGCGACAAUGGACAGGGCAUUGGCAACUGCCUCAUUUAUUGCUUCCUCACCGAUUCAGUGCGCGUCCGGAUAUGUGCCGUCUGUGGCCUCCGCCCCGAGACCGACGACUUCGACUCCAUCAGAGACUCGUUAAGCGCGGCCAUCUUAGAUCACACAGAGCCGAGCAGUGGUGUUGAGAUAGCUCGAGGAUCGAGCCACAGUCGCAGGUCCACACCUCUCAGUUCGAAAGGUUCCACCUUCGCUAAAAAUACGCCCGAGGAUAUUUUCAUAGUAGGAACGCCGACUAGUUUAAACGCAGACACCUGAAAAACGAUUGAUUUGAACGCUCUAUAAACGACAGACAGAUCCACACUAUGUCAAAUAAUGGUAUUAGAACACAGGCGUCUAAGCAUAGACGCCUUAAAAUAACAUAUGCAUCUUGUAAGCUGAAAAUAUUAUUAAUUCUCAAAUAUGAAAAAAAAUAUUAACAAAAAUAACAUGUUUAUGAAGCAGCUUGGUACAUUUGCCAUGCUACGUUUACCGGAUAAACGACCUUAAAAAGAUAACAACAUUUACUGCUGUUGCAAGAAACCAGCUUUUUCAUAAUCUCUUUCGUGUGUGUGUGUGUGUGUGUAUGUGUGUGUGUGUGUGUACGGGGUUCUAUAGCUGUGAAUACCAAAAAAUGGUGGAGCUUUUUUAAUUUGUGCCGGUAUCUAGAAUUGUCAUGACCUUCUUAUUUUUGCCCACGUGAUGUUUUUAUCUAGCUUGACUUUUUCAAUCCAUGUAAUACUAGUUGA
Molecule: messenger RNA, 3676 nt
Organism: Lingula anatina
Lineage: Eukaryota; Metazoa; Brachiopoda; Lingulata; Lingulida; Lingulidae
Product: G protein-coupled receptor 157
Biological process (GO): adenylate cyclase-activating G protein-coupled receptor signaling pathway; cell surface receptor signaling pathway
Cellular component (GO): plasma membrane
Molecular function (GO): G protein-coupled receptor activity
Source: RefSeq, a predicted model, not a curated record